Molecule: messenger RNA, 6304 nt
Organism: Manis pentadactyla (Chinese pangolin)
Lineage: Eukaryota; Metazoa; Chordata; Mammalia; Pholidota; Manidae
Gene: EMB
Product: embigin
Exons: 10
Coding region: 196-1173 (325 amino acids)
Biological process (GO): homophilic cell-cell adhesion; dendrite self-avoidance; axon guidance
Cellular component (GO): plasma membrane; axon
Molecular function (GO): cell-cell adhesion mediator activity
Source: RefSeq, a predicted model, not a curated record
AGUGCUGGGCCGGCCUCGGGCGCGCUGAGAGCGUCUCGGGGGAGGAGGGCAGGGCGGCCGGGCCCCUCCCACUCCGCCUGGUCUCGCGUGUCCUGCCUCCGGCGCGGCAGUGGGCGCCAGGCCACCUGCGAGUGUGCGCAGGGACUGUGGGCGCCGACGGCGGUGCGCGAGGACCGAGGCUGACGGGCCGGCGCCAUGCGCGCCCUCCCGGGGUUCCGGGCGCCGCCGCCGCUGCUCCUCCUGGGCCUCCUCGCCGCGGCGCGCCCGGGCUUGGCGGACAGCCACCCCCCAGCUUCAUCUUUUACAAGUCUACCCAUCCGAGAAGAAAUGAUGGCAAAAUAUUUUAACCUGUCCUUGGAGAGUCAUGACAUAUCACUGACUGAACAUUCCAAUGUGCCAGUAGAAAAAAACAUCACUUUAGAAAGACCUUCUAAUAUAGAACUCAAAUGCCAAUUCACAACAUCAGGGGAUUUGAAUUCAGUAAAUGUGACUUGGAAAAAAGGUGAUGAACUACUAGAGAAUAAUUACUUCAUCAAUGCAACAGGAGGCAUCCUAUAUACCCAGUACAUGUUCACCAUCAUUAACAGCAAACAAAUGGGAAGUUAUUCUUGUAUCUUUGAAGAGGAAAAGGAACGGAGGGGCACAUUUAAUUUCAAAGUCCCUGAACUUCAUGGGAAAAACAAACCAUUGAUCACUUAUGUGGGUGAUACCACUGUCCUGCUGUGUAAAUGUCAAGAUUGUUUUCCUUUAAAUUGGACCUGGUACAGUAGUAAUGGGAGUGUACAGGUUCCUGUUGGUGAUCAAAUGCAUGAUAGGUAUGUGAUCAGUGGAACAAACGCUAAUGAAACAAGGCUCAAGAUAAUGCAACUUUCAGAGGAAGAUCAGGGAUCUUACUGGUGCCAUGCGAUAUUCCAAUUAGGGGAGAGUGAAGAACACAUUCAACUCGUCGUGCUGAGUUAUUUGGUGCCCCUCAAAGUAUUUCUUGCAAUAGCUGCUGAGGUUGUUCUUUUAGUGGCUAUUAUUCUGCUUUGUGAAGUGUACACCAAAAAGAAAGAGAAACACCAAGAUGAAGGGAAAGAAUUUGAGCAAAUUGAACAGCUGAAGUCAGAUGAUAGCAAUGGUGUAGAAAAUAAUGCCCCCAGGCACAGAAAAAAUGAAUCUGUGAGCCCGUGAAUGAGAAGCAUCAUGUCAAGAAUCAUAGCCAGAUGUGCAGAGAGAUACUGACUGGGUUGAAGACAGUGAUGUGAAAUCUGCUGGGUGGCCUUGGUGCUGUUGGGCCCAGUGUCCCAUGAUUCACAGCGCUGCAGGUUCAGAACAGUCAGAACCAAGGAAUUUGGAUGGUGGCAAGGAACCUACAAUUCUUUGUGUCUAGGAGAUUAAAGCUUUGAAAAAAGGAGCCCAUGAUUUGAAAAAAAUACAGAAGUUUACACUAUACUGGCUGAGAAAAUUAUAAUAAAAUUCUGGUGGUGAGAAUUAUAAUUUAUAUAUGGUGUCUUAUUGAAUGUUAAAAACAUUACUAGUGUGAAUAAUAUACAUGGAGUAGUGAGUUGGAAGCUGCUCAUUAUUUUGUUGCAGCAGUAUUUUGUGUAAACCUGUUAACUAUGUACACAGGUUUUGUUGAACUAGAAUACACUUGACUUUAUUUUACUCUUCUUCUCAGUGCCACAAGCCACGUACUUGUUUCAGUUUAAUUCAUUAUUUAUUUGAUACAAAUUACCUUGGGUUAUAUCUAUAUAAUGACAGACAACCUGUCAGUUUACUUGAUUAAUCUAAACAAUUAGACUUCUGUGAAAAAUUAGACCUACUAUUUAAUUAAGUCUAAUUCAAAACAGUGUAUUUGUACUUGGAUAUAUACAAAACAAAACACAAUUUGUAGCUCAUAUGCAAUAUGCAUCAUAUGCUAUUUAGGUUAAAGUACUUUUCAAACAAGAAAAAUUGCUAUCCCAAGGUGAAAUAAUUUAAAAUAUUCCUAUGGUAAAUUGAACUUUUAGUGUUAAUAUGAUAUUUUUCCUAGCAAAGACAAUUUAUUUUAGUAAAUUUAAGCAGAAAAGGUGUUCAGAAAAUUAAAGUUGAAUUUUGGCUUCUCAGAGUCUCUCUGGAGGACUUCAGGAAAAUUACUUCACUAUGUAGUUAAUGGAAAUGUUCCAUUUUUAAUCUAACCCCAUGUUGAAGAUAAAUGGAUUAACUCAUAAUGACCAAUUAUAAAUUGACUGGAAAUAACUAAGCAAGCAGAAAAGCUGAAGUAGGAAAACAACUCCAAGUUUAUAUAUUAGACACCUUGGGACAUUCUAUUAAUCCUUCCAGCUAACAGGGUUUUGUGGCAUAAGAAGAUGUAAUGAUGUCUUAGAGUUCCCUGGAUACUUCCAUAUUCAGUUUAUGCUCUCAUGUAAAUCUCCCUUUCUAGUCUUUCUCUUUUUUCUCAGCAUCUAGUUACUCAGGCCCAAACCUAGAACUCAUGGUGAUGUUUCUUCUCCUCCUCUAUUAAUUAAUACUUACUAGACAUGAAUCUACGUCCCUUUGGUCUUUUUAACAGCUCUUUAAUCCACGCAUUGCCUUCCCCACUCCACCAUCUCCAGCUGCAGCAGCUAAGAUCUUGAUUUUCCCACCUCAAUCUCAUCUUCUGUUAAUCUCUUUUUUUUGCUUUGGUGCUGAGUCAUAUUUUUAGAACACAAAUCUCACUAAGUCAGUGUGGCAGCUUCCAUGGCAAACCUAUGUAGGCUCAGUUUUGCAUUUCUUAAUACUGCCAUUUUCCAAAUUGCUAAUCUCUCUCCAAUGUCCUGAUGUGUAGCUAUCCUUGACAUACAGAGAUUCUGCACAGAAUGCUUUGACCCUCUGCUCCUCCCUCUUGAGUAAUUUGAGUUUACUUUUAAGACUUUAAUUUGAUGAUACUUUCUGGAGGAGCCCUCAUACCCAGUGGGUUGUGUACUAUCUUAUGUGCUCAAAUAACUUCACAUUUCUUGUAUUUAUUACCCUAUGUUAUACAUAUGCAUUUAUUUGUCUCCUUCCUGGAAUCUAUGUUCCAUACCUACAAUAGAGAGGGUACAUUACAGAUGUCAUGGAAUGUGUGUUGAAUGGAUAAAUGCCUAAGUAAAAAUCAACCAAAUUUAUAAACUUGUAUUCAUUUUUAGAAAAGAAUUCUAAAUUGUAAUAUCAGAAUUGAAACAGUAUCUUUUAGCAGAGGUAAGCAAGCUUUUAUAGCUUCCAUGUUUGCCUCUAUUAUUUUGAAAAUCAUAGUGCAAAAGUCCUUUCUGAUUUUAAUAACAUAUUAAUUAAUCUAGAGAGCAAGGUUCUAAUUCUUAACUAUUAUCAGGGCAUCUUAUCUUCAACUUACUUAAAUUCCUAUCGCCCUUUAUUUUUCAUGGACAAUACAAAUGUUAACCUUAUUUUUGUCCUUCAUUUUAAUAAGGUAGUGUGUUGUCUUCAAAUAUAAAGAGUUUUGGCCAUUGUAGUUACUUGGUGCUACUAUAGCAAGUGUUCAUAUUCAUGCACACUCCAUUAAAUUUCUCAUUCCUCCUCUCUGCUGAUACCUUAUAGUACUUUAUGAUGGCUCAGAGUCCAAUUCAAAAUUUUAUCUUAAAUGAAACAUUUUUCUAGAAAGCUUUUAUUGCUUAGUUUUGAUCACUGAAACUUUUGUCUUUUAUCAAAUUCAUCAAAAGAAAAAAAUAUCAGUUCUGCUCACUUAUUCCCUGGGUCUUCAUCUUUGAGGCAUUUAAAUAGAUUUAUGCAAAAUGAUGUACUGAAUAUCUACUAUACUUUGUAGAAAAGUAAUCUUUUCUAGUUGAACAAGGCUAAAUAAUAAAUUAGAAAGUUACUCCCUGUAGCAUUACUCAUCUUUAGGUGGGAGUAAGUUCAAGUAUGUGUUCUAGUAGUAAUUAAAAAGGCACAGUGAUCUACUUAUAGCAUGCUCUGAAUAGUAUUUUUUGGAAGAAUGAAAAAUAGAUGAAUGACUUAAUUAUUUUGAAAUCUUAAAUUAUAUGUAUUUACAUAAUGUCUACUUUGAUUAACUGAAUUUAUUCUACUCUAGUAGAGAUAAAAAGAAAACUGGAACUAUGUGCGUUUCCUUCAUGUGACAUUUAGGAAUGUAUUUGUACUGAAUCUAGGUCAAUUACAUGCUCAGUUUAUCAAUUCUUUCCUUUUUGAGGGUAUAUAAUAUUAUUAAAUAAUAAUAAUUGACAUUUGCAUCUUAGCAUGUGACAGUAGCUAUGCUAAAUGCUUUAAAAUGUGUUGUCUCAGUUAAUUCUCACAUCAUCUUAUGCUAUAGGAACUACUAUCCUCUACUUUUUUUAUAGAUGAGGAAACUGAAUUUGGAGAGAUUAAGUGUUUGGAGCUGGGAUUGAAAUCCAGGAAGUCUCCCUCAAGAGCCCAGAUUUAAAACCACACUGAACAGCUUUUGGCCUGCUACUUACAUGCUUAUUAGAAAAGGAGACUAUUUUCUAUCAACUAUCUUUAAAAAAAAUUCACUCUUUUAGAUGGUCAAAUAAUAAGUUCCAUAAUCUUGUCCUUAGGGUUGAGAGGACCUAUGCUUUGGCAUACCUGUGUCCCUGUGUCCUUGCUAGGGUGGUGCUGGAGAACCAACACACUUUGGUUUGUCUGAGGAGUCUGUUUUUUUCCCCUAAUUUUACUUCACAAUAGGAUGAUGAAUUUUAUGGUCACACUAGCUGACACUGAGAAUGAAAGAAGGUGCUAUUUAUUCACCCCAACAACAAAUAGAAAAUGGACCUUCUGGUCACAUUUUUAACCUGCAGAAGGAGCUAAAUACUGUGUGGGUGUUGUAGCCUAGACGCCCCAGAAACAUUAGCAGGUUUGAAUGAUAAACAGAAAUUCACAUUCAGGAAAGGAACUAUCUUUAGCCAAUGCUAGGUGUGUCCCACUAGAGAGCAGUGCUUAAAUGGGACAACUUGGCAAGUUAAAGCUGGGAAAGGCAUAUUUUUGAUGGCCUGUGAAACAAACUGGACAAUUCUUUGGACUUAUCAUCACGAUUAAUGAAUCAGAGUAAUAUGUGUGUGAUUCUUAAUUAAUCAGCAAUGCCUUUACAAUAAUUAUACCUUUACAAUUAAAUCUACUUAUGAAAUCAGUGAAGAUCACUCAUGAGUGACAUUGUCAAAAUUACUUUAAAUCAUGUUUAACCUGUAAUGUCUAUUUUCUUACUCUAUUUCCAAAAUGGGGAAAUGCUAAGGAAAAAUUUUGGGGGGUAUUGUUUAAAAUCUGUAUGUUAAUUUGGUGUGUUAUCUCUUAUGUUUAAGAGCUUUUGUUCAUGAAAAUUGAUUUUUCUAUGUAAUGUGUAAUUUAUUUCAGAAAAUAGCAUAAAUUCUUAUUUUUCUAAAGUUUAUUUGAUAAACAUUAAAAUAUUAGACUCAUUACAUAUGUAAUUAACUAUAAUGCUGUUUAAUGCUAUAAUAAUAUCACAAAAUAUAUUAUUGCUUUUGUAUCUCUUAAGAUAGAAAUUUGACCAUAAACUUUGAUUUCUUGUUUUAAAUCAAGAACCAUGGAUUUAUUAUGUCAUAUUUUCUAAUAAUUAUAAUUUUUUAGCAUUAUGUCUAUAUUAUUUUUAAUGUUUUUCUGUAUUAUAUAAAUAUCACAGAAAAUAUCUGUAUUGGAAUGUUUUAACAAACAUUUUAUUGCAUAUAACUCAAAGGAUAUAUCUAAUAUACAAUUAACUUCAAUAAAGUAUACCCUGAAUUAAAAAUUUAAGUAUUAGAAGAUAUACUUUCAAUUCAAAAAUUUUAAUAAUGGUUUUAAAGUGAAUUUAGAGGCACUAGGUAACAGAAACACCAUUUUUUUUUUUUUGGUUAUACUCAUAGGAAAUCCAGGUUUUGUAAAACAAUUCAUCUUUCUCAAGCCCAGCAAAAAAAUGUGCUUCCAGCUGGGAUUCUGUAUUUUGACACAUCAAAUAAGUUAGAGAGGAAUUUUUAAAACAUACCAAAAUAUUUCUGGAAAAUUUGAAAGACAAUUGGCCUUGAUAUAAAUGGGCUUUUAAAAUGAAAGUAAUGUAUAGAACAUAUUUACUUCUUGUCCGGGGUGAAUUUGUUUUCAACCUUGCAGUGUCAUUUUAAAAUUAUUCAGCAAAAAAUGGUUACAAAGUAUUUCAAAAUUUGCAUUCUGUGAUAAUGUCUACUGCUAUAAAAGAGAAUCCAUAUUCCAAAUAGGGCAUUUUAGUGAAUCUAUCAGUUAAUGAAGAAUGAAAAUAAAUAUUAGGAAGGAUAACAGCAUAUUUCACUAUGUAUUAUACUUGACUUUUACCUUAGUUGACAUAAUUAAAUAUGUAAAAUUGAUUAAAGGUUAAUAAAUAAAUGUUUGUGUUGUA